GCAGCAGCUGCAGGUGAGAUGGUGAUGAAAAUUUGCAAGUGGUUGCAUGAGCUGAAGCCAGUGCUACUAAUGGUGGCGGUUCAGUUCUUUUUUGCUGGAGUUAAUGUAUUAUUCAAAUUGGCAACCUAUGAUGGUAUGAGCUCGAGGGUAAUUGUUGCCUACAGAUUCAUUUUUGCCACUCUCUUCUUGAUUCCUCUUGCUCUCAUCUUUGAGAGGAAGAGCAGGCCUAAGCUUACAUGGACAAUACUGUUUCAAGCAUUUCUCUGCGGCUUCUUUGGUGGAUCAUUGUCUCAAAACCUGUAUUUUGAAGGUUUGGUGUUGACAUCUGCAACAUUUGCCACUGCCAUGGCUAAUCUUAUACCAGGCUUCACUUUCAUCUUGGCUGCUUCUUUUGGGCUGGAGAAGAUGGGAAUAUCAACCCUAGCAGGAAAGGCAAAAGUGGCGGGAAUGUUAAUGGGAAUCGGUGGAGCAAUGCUGCUAACGUUUUGCAAAGGGGCAGAAAUCCACAUCUGGUCAACACAUGUCAAUCUGAUGAAGCUUGUUACACCCCAUGGAGGCCACGUGGCAUCAUCAGAUGGCACUCGUGUAUUGGGGUGUAUAUUUUCCAUGAGCAGUUGCAUCUCAUUUUCUUUGUGGUUGAUAAUUCAGGCUAAAAUGAGUGCAAAAUAUCCAUGCCCUUACUCAAGCACAGCUUUGAUGUCUACAAUGGCAGCAAUCCAAUCUGUUGUUUAUACCUUCUGCGUUGAGAAAGAUUGGAGUCAAUGGAAAUUGGGCUGGAACAUAAGGUUGCUUACUGCAGCCUAUGCGGGAAUAGUAGUGCAUGGGAUGAUGAUAACUUUGACCAUAUGGUGCGUGCGGAUAAAGGGUCCAAUGUUUGCUACAAUUUUUUACCCUCUAAUGCUUGUGUUUACUGCCCUGGCGGGAUCUCUUCUACUUGAUGAGGAUUUACACCUUGGAAGCAUAAUGGGAGCGACUUUCAUCGUGUGCGGGCUAUACGCAGUGUUGUGGGGUAAAGAUGCAGAGAUGAAAACAUCUCAACUCAUUCCGCUGAAAAACUCUGAAGAAGUUGAAACUACAAAUAGCACUAGUAAGAAUGAUAAUGGCGAAAAUUUAUCAUCAGGAAAGAUACAUGGAAAAGAAGAAAAAGACAAGGGAAGUGAAGAGAAGGUGUAGUCUCCACUCUCCAUGCUAAGUGUGGGUAGCAAUUGGCGAGCCUUCACAUUACAAUUGCUCAACAAGCUUCAGCAUACUUCAAUUUAGACAAGUUUUAAUCAUUAAGAAUUUCAUGUGAAUCCUAUAUUAUAAUUGAUAACGA
Molecule: messenger RNA, 1315 nt
Organism: Hevea brasiliensis (rubber tree)
Lineage: Eukaryota; Viridiplantae; Streptophyta; Magnoliopsida; Malpighiales; Euphorbiaceae
Product: WAT1-related protein At1g25270
Exons: 6
Coding region: 19-1173 (384 amino acids)
Cellular component (GO): plasma membrane
Molecular function (GO): transmembrane transporter activity
Source: RefSeq, a predicted model, not a curated record